Molecule: messenger RNA, 564 nt
Organism: Nicotiana tabacum (common tobacco)
Lineage: Eukaryota; Viridiplantae; Streptophyta; Magnoliopsida; Solanales; Solanaceae
Source: RefSeq, a predicted model, not a curated record
AUGGCAGCAUCUCACAACUUCCGUUAUGGUUGGAGAUGGUUAUUUGCCGGUAACAGGUUUUUGGCUUUGCCACUUCUUGUAUUGUCUUUCUUUCUUAGUGAGACCUCGUGGUUUCUUAUUAAGAAAGGGUGUAUGGAUGAAGAAAUAUCUUCCCUUAAGAUGAGGAGGAAAUGUGGAGCAGAAGCAGAGCUGCAGCUGUUAGCAGGCAUGGUGAAAAAUGAAGCCAAGAGGAAAAGGAAGAAAUUAUCACACUCGCCCCUUUUACUGCUUAACAUAGUGGCUCAAAUUUUCCAGCAAGUGUUGGGCUUAGACUCAAUACUAUUCUUUGGACCAUUACUUCUGCAAUCAACUAGAUACACCUAUAAUGCCUCAUUUGUCGCUCCACUCAUUGUCGGAGUUGUUCAAGUUGGAGUUGCUGGAUUCACUUAUCCGAGUUUCCUUGUUGGGUCUCUUCCGUUUGGUAGAAGACCAUAUCUUUCAACUGAGCCAAAAGAGUGCCUAUGUUCUCAUGGAAUUUUCCAUACCCCUCAUAGGCUGCUAUUCAAUGUUCUUGGGGCCUUCUGA